AUGGCGCAUAGAGUUGAUCAGGAAUACGAUUAUUUGUUUAAGAUCGUGCUGAUUGGCGAUUCCGGUGUUGGGAAAUCGAACAUCUUGUCGAGAUUCACCAGAAAUGAGUUUUGCUUGGAGUCCAAAUCCACUAUCGGUGUCGAAUUCGCCACCAGAACUACUCAGGUGGAAGGAAAAACGAUCAAGGCACAGAUUUGGGACACUGCAGGUCAAGAGAGGUACAGGGCCAUCACCAGCGCAUAUUACAGAGGCGCAGUGGGUGCGCUUCUUGUCUACGACAUCACCAAGAGACAGACCUUUGACAAUGUCUUGAGGUGGCUGCGCGAGCUCAGAGACCAUGCAGAUUCCAACAUUGUGAUCAUGAUGGCUGGGAACAAAUCCGAUCUGAACCACCUGAGAUCCGUUGCUGAGGAAGAUGGUCAGAGUUUGGCCGAGAAGGAAGGUCUCUCUUUCUUGGAGACAUCUGCUCUUGAAUCAACAAACGUCGAGAAAGCGUUUCAGACAAUCUUAGGAGAGAUCUACCAUAUCAUAAGCAAAAAGGCACUGGCUGCACAAGAAGCUGCAGCAGCUAAUUCCGCGAUUCCUGGACAAGGAACUACGAUCAACGUCGAUGACACAUCUGGAGGCGCUAAACGAGCAUGUUGCUCUACCUAA
Messenger RNA from Microthlaspi erraticum, 654 nucleotides. NCBI's taxonomy places the organism in Eukaryota, Viridiplantae, Streptophyta, Magnoliopsida, Brassicales, Brassicaceae. The record is from the annotation of a GenBank genome assembly.